UGCUAUCUCAUUUCAAAAAAAAACAAAAACUACUAUUGUACAGUAUACACAUUUCUUUCGAAAGCCAAAAUUUGCUAAGACAUCAUGGAGGCACAAUUGCAUCGUCCCCAGGAAACGGGAUUGCACUCAGGCGAAGGACAAGGUCAAGUUGAUGAAGGUGAACAUCAUCCUAAGCAGUCAAUGUUGACGAAGGUUAAGGCAAAGGCAAAAAAGAUCAAGGAUCAUCUAAAACAUGGUCUUGGACACGAGCAAGAUCAUGAACAUGACCAGGAGCAUCAUUCACUCCAAGACGACGAGGAAGAAGAAACUGAUGAUGUAGAAAUGGAGGAAGGUGAAGAAGUUGAUGGUGGACCCUAUGCUGUUAGGAGUAAAGAUAUUCCAAAAGAGGACAUUGUGCCAAUGGGAAAUUUAGAGAAUCCAACUAGCCCUAAGGAGGAUCGUUAUGAUUCUAAGAUGAAAAAUGAAGAAGUGCAUAGGCCAAUUUUGCCGAGGCAAGACGAAUUUGCGACGCCACCGUCUUUGGAGGGGACUCACUUCCCCGAAGAAAGGGAUAAACCACCUUUUACCGAGACUCAGGGCAUUGAUGAUCAUGUUACUGCCCUUGGAAAACAUGAAGAUCAAGGACUACAGGGGCAUGAAAAUUUUAUUGGAGCACCAACAGGCCUAGUGGAUCAUCAUGCCGCCCACAGACCAGUUACUGCUGCCGAGACUCAUGAGACUAAGGGCUCUGAUCAUGUUACUGCUCCUGGAAAACAAGAUCAUCAAGUACUGCAGGGGCAUGAAAAUAUUACUGGAGCACCAACAGGCCUAGAGGAGCAUCAUGCCGCCCAUAGACCAGUUACUGCUGCUGAGACUCAUGAGACUAAGGGCUUUGAUCAUGUUACUUCUGCCCCAGGAGAAGAAGGCCAUCAAGGACUGCAGGGGCAUGAAAUUAAUAUUGGAGCACCAACAGGUUUGGAGAAUCCUAACGCUUCCCACUUCCGUGAACAGAUUCAUAGCCCACAUGCUGCCGCUGAUACAGGAGUUCAUGAGGAACUAAACGAUCAAGGACUGCAGGGGCACAAAUUUAGAGUACUAACAAGUUUAAAGGAAGAUGCUAACGUUCCUAAAGACCGUCCAAAUACGACAAACUAUCAGAGCAAAGUCACUGAUCCAACAGGCGCCAACAAUGAGGAGGCAGGAGUUGGUCCACUUGUUCACUCGUUCGGAAAAAUGGGCGUGAACGAUGGUCCAGAAACAACAGGAGUAAGAACAGAGCCAAGAGCAGCAGGGGACAUAAAAUUUGAUCAAGGAACAGAACAUAGCCAACAUACGGGAUCACAUGAUCAAUUUGCUCCGCAAGAUGCACCUGUUGAUUUCCCCUCAGUUAGUAAAGAUACUGAAUCAGUUCCUAAGAGUAUGAAUCCAAGCAAUCCAGCAGAUUUACCUGAGGACACACUAACUGGGAAACCUGAUAGCUAUACAGAUAAGGUUUCAUUCGCAACGUCAGCAAUUGCGGAUAAGGCAGUUUCUGCUAAGAACCUUGUCGCCUCCAAACUCGGCUACGGUGGAACAGAGGUGGAAACUAGAGACACACAGGUAACAGGGGGGGAAAAAGAUGCAACAAAAACAAACUCAGCAACUGCAUUAGCACAGAAACAUGCAAGCACUGUGACAGAAAAACUUGCUUCAGUAUAUGAGAAAGUAGCGGGUGAAAACAGGGGAGGUGCUAAUGCAGAGCAUAAAGUGAAGACUGAUAAAGGGGUAUCAAUGAAGGAGUCUUUAGCAGAGAAAUUUAAGCCUGGGGAGGAAGACAGAGCACUUUCUGAAGUGAUUUCAGGUUCACUUUCAAGACACAAGGAUAAAACAGAGGAAACAGGGGAGGCAAAGCCAAUGGGGAAGGUGACUGAAUCAGAAGAAGUAGAAAGGCGAUUGGGUUCGAUUGGAGACACAAAGAAAGAAGAAGAUGAUACUUCUGGAGAAAUAAAAGUUGGUGAAGGUUUCGGACAGGGGGUGGUGGAUAGGGUCAAAGGUGCUGUAAGUACGUGGCUUGGAAAAGGUGGUGAAGCACAGGCAAAUGAUUCUGGUGUGGAUGGAGGUGCUGUUGUUGGGGGGACGAGGGGUUGAAUGAUCACCAGUGUUUUUCUAGAUCUUCAGCCAUCAGUCAAUUGAAGUUAUAAUUAUGAAUCCUCAACUCUUCUUGUACUUGUGCCUAAUUUUCUAUUUCUUUCUUUUGUUGUUUUGUUUAUGGGAAAAGUUAUCAAGUUGCUGAUGAUUUCUAGGAAAGUCUCUUAUCUUGCCAUGUUGUUUUGUAAGUAUUUACAUGUGACUUUCUAUAUCUAUUGGUGGUGUGUUUCAUUGUUUGCUA
Messenger RNA from Solanum dulcamara, 2347 nucleotides. RefSeq names its product low-temperature-induced 65 kDa protein. NCBI's taxonomy places the organism in Eukaryota, Viridiplantae, Streptophyta, Magnoliopsida, Solanales, Solanaceae. Gene Ontology annotation, biological process: response to abscisic acid; response to stress. The record is from RefSeq and is a predicted model, not a curated record. The transcript is spliced from 5 exons. Bases 85 to 2106 code for a protein of 673 amino acids.